UAGGUGGCGCACUUUGUAUUAUUCCCGAUAUGAAAAACAAAACAGAUUAACAAAAUACGGAAAGAUGGGUGUGUGUGAUUCUUGUCUUUUUGGUUCAAAUGACGACUAUGAACAGCCUGAUGAGGAAGACAGAAGAAGACAACAAGCAGAGGCUGCAGAGAAAAGAGCCAAAGAGGCUGAAGGCAGGGGUUUGAAAGAUCCAGAGGGGGUAAAACGGAAACGACAGAAAAUGGAAGAAGCAGAAAAGAGAGCCGCCGAGGCAGAAGCAUCAGGUGGACAAGGAGGCGAAGGUCUUAAGGUAUAUUUUCUAUCGUCUUUUGUAAGUAAAUAUAGCUAGUACAGUAACUUAUUAAUACAAAAAUUUAUUAGGAAAAUCUGUAUUUGGAUUGAAUGUUUAUUUCAUAGCUCAAUUAAACAGUAUAUAUAUAUAACACUGAUUAUUAUACGCUGCUGUUUUGAAGCAGUAUUUCAUGUAGCGGUAAUUUUUACAGAAUGUGAGACUCUAAAAUCGAGGAAGUAGGUGUUUCAAUUCCUAAGUUGUCAGAGUUUCCUGGCAGCUUUGCCCUCUGGACCCUCUUUGAGGGCUUCGGUGCUGCUCUGGCCCUGCCUACAUUUGCUAUCAUCAAGUUUAUUUUGUCUGGUACCUGUAUGUUUUGCAUGUUGCCUUUUCAUUUUAUUUAUUUAUAGUUUUGCAUGUUGACUUUUGAUUUUAUUUGUAAAGUUCAAAGUAAAUUGGAAGUAAAUUAUAAGACUAAUUUUUAAAACACUGAAAGUGUGACUAAAGUCGAAGAAAAAUAUCAACUAUAGGCUAUAUAUGUGUAUAUAAAUUACAUGAAAGUAACUUAGGUAUGGCGAUACACCUCCACAGAGAUUUACUUUGAUCGCUAAUAACUUUUUAUCCCUCUCACAUAGACGCAAAGAAGAAUUGAAGUGUUUAAAUAAAGACUUAGAUUACUUAUCAGACUAUUCAUUUAUGUAUACUUAUUUUUUUUUUUUUUUGGUUCCUAGGCCUUUAUCCAGCUUUUAUCUACUUUGUUUAUUCCAUAUUAAGUAGAACGUUUAGGAUGCGCGUCUUAUUACGCGCCUCUGUUCUUUACCGCUGAUUCGAUGUUCUUUUUUCGUUUCGUUGGCCAUGUGAACCGAAUUCGACUUUGGUGUGAAUGUUGCUUUACUAUGUAUUUUUUGUCAGUUGUCCUCACACUGAGGAAGAACACAGGAGUGUUUGAAAUAUUUGUGAUUUAAUAAAUUGUAUUGCUUCUAGUAUGUUUACAACUCAUAGCUGUU
Molecule: messenger RNA, 1284 nt
Organism: Anneissia japonica
Lineage: Eukaryota; Metazoa; Echinodermata; Crinoidea; Comatulida; Comatulidae
Product: small VCP/p97-interacting protein-like
Exons: 3
Coding region: 65-337 (90 amino acids)
Biological process (GO): positive regulation of autophagy; negative regulation of VCP-NPL4-UFD1 AAA ATPase complex assembly; negative regulation of retrograde protein transport, ER to cytosol
Cellular component (GO): endoplasmic reticulum membrane
Source: RefSeq, a predicted model, not a curated record